AUGAGCAGCAGUUCGUUCAGCCCAGCAGAUAAUGACAAUGAUGAUGGUGGCGAAUACAAAAAUGAAAGAAGUAAAAAAGGCCACAGAAAUGACAAAGUAGAACACGAAAAAGGGUUAAAAAAUAGAUCACGCAGGAAUAGCACUGGCGAGGCAGGAAAACGAAACGGCGGGAGCGACCCUUCCAGUUCCUCAAAUUUUAAAAAUCAACAUAGUGAUAAACAUAAACGUAUGAAAAAAUCAGAGACAAAAAAUAAUUCCGAAAAUAGGAAAAGCUCUAAAGAAAAAAAAAUGAAACAUGAAACCAGUAGCAGAAGCUCGUCAUACGAUAAAGAUUCUAACAAAAAAAGAAAGAAAGACAAAGAAACACUGCAUAAGUUAAGAAAUGACAAAAAUGAAGACGCCCUGCCGAGGAACAAAGGAAGAAGAAUCCCUCCCCCCCCACGUAGGAAGAAGCAUUGCAGUGAUAGUGACCAAUGCGAGGGGAAAAAUUCCCCCAGGCGAAGAAGGACCAGACAUCGUAAUAGUAAAGGGAGGAAAUCCAUUUCCCGUUCUUCUUGCCUUGAUGAGAAGAGGGCGGCCAAGUCUCAUUUGAGGAGGGGAAGCCGCAUCAGUCGGGGAAGUAGUUACGGUGACACGUCAUCCGACAAAAGCGACCAGAGUGAUACGUCAUCCGAUGAACGCGACACGAGUGGUACAUCCCCCGAUGAAGGCUACACGAGCAGUAGCCCCUCCGAUGAAAGUAGUGUAAGCAGUGGUUCGUCAAAAAAAAAGGGGAUCGAGACGGAGGAGGUAGAGGAGACGAAGCCACCAAAGGAAGAUGCACCAAGUGCCGUAAACGGAAAGGAACAAUUCGAUGCGCACAUUUAUGACAGCAAGGAAAUGAUAAGGUUAACCAUCAGCAUUCUCCAGAACUACAACUUUUUAAACAAUUUAAAAAUAUUAUAUCAAAAGUUAGACAAAAAAAAAAAAAUUUCACUUGAGGGUAUGAAAGAUUUAAAAUUAAAAAAAAAAUUAAGGCAUUUAUUUAGAUCAUGGAAAUUAGAAAAGGAGGGAGAAUUCUACAGAAAGCCAUUUAAUUUUAAAGAAAGUAUAUUUGGCAUUUUUAACAGCUUAAUGUAUUACUUUUUGUCCAGACUGGAUAUAAAUAAACUGAGGCGCAACAUUAACAAACGAAAAGCUCGCUCGUUGAAGAGGGACGAUCCAAAGCAACAUGAUGACCAAGUUGGAGGAGUCAAUAGUUCACGUGAUGAUUAUGAUAUUGAUAACAUCAAUUACUAUGAUAGUAAUUUUAUCGUCAAUUUUCAAGAGGAAGACUACCCCCAUGUGAUGCAAAACACUAAGGAACAAAUGAAAAGUUUGAGAGAGUUACAUGAAGAAGGGUUCUUUACAAAUACAAAGGAACAAUAUAAAGAAUUUUUAGAAAAACAUAAAAAAAUUGAUUUAUGGGGAAAAAAUGAGCAGGAACAAAAGUUUCUGUUGAACUCGAAAAAUUCAGUUAACGAGAGGAGAGUCUUUGAUAGGGGAACUGAUUUGGCCAUAAACAGAUUUGUAAAAAAGGAGGAUUAUAGGAAAUUGAUUAAGCGUACAAAGCAGCACGUCGAUGACAAGUUUCACAAGACGGGCGAUCGGGUUUAG
This is a messenger RNA of Plasmodium inui San Antonio 1, 1635 nucleotides long. RefSeq lists its product as hypothetical. Bases 1 to 1635 code for a protein of 544 amino acids. Lineage: Eukaryota; Apicomplexa; Aconoidasida; Haemosporida; Plasmodiidae. The transcript has a single exon. The record is from RefSeq and is a predicted model, not a curated record.